This is a messenger RNA of Zingiber officinale, 892 nucleotides long. RefSeq names its product splicing factor 3B subunit 6-like protein. Gene Ontology annotation, cellular component: precatalytic spliceosome; catalytic step 2 spliceosome; U2 snRNP. Bases 335 to 712 code for a protein of 125 amino acids. Gene Ontology annotation, molecular function: RNA binding. Gene Ontology annotation, biological process: mRNA splicing, via spliceosome. The record is from RefSeq and is a predicted model, not a curated record. The transcript has a single exon. Lineage: Eukaryota; Viridiplantae; Streptophyta; Magnoliopsida; Zingiberales; Zingiberaceae.
CAUGACGGUGUUGGAAGAGCCAGGGGAGGUAGUGGCGAAAUCGGGCUACGGGACACUGUACAGGGCCAGCAUCGAGCGGAGCGGAUCAGUCGUGCUUCUACGCUUCCUGCUGCCGGCCUGCGUCAGCCGGACCGAAGAGCUGCUUCCGGCGAUCUGUGGGCGAUGUACGCCGGGCCGCGAGGGGACAAGUUUUCCGGUUUGAAAUUCGAACCAGGGCGACGAAAAUAACUCGUAUUUAAUUUACUCGGUCUGGACCGGUCCCUGCCCUCGCGAAAGGUUCGUUCGCUUCGUUUCGUCUCGUUUCUGAAACCCUAACUUGGUACCGCGAUCGAUCAUGGCGACGAUCAGCCUUCGGAAGGCCAACACCCGCCUCCCCCCGGAAGUGAAUCGGGUCCUGUACGUACGCAACCUCCCAUUCAACAUCUCCAGCGAGGAGAUGUACGACAUCUUCGGCAAGUACGGCGCCAUCCGCCAGAUCCGCAUCGGAACGAACAAGGAUACCCGCGGGACGGCCUUCGUCGUCUACGAGGACAUCUACGACGCCAAGACCGCCGUCGACCAUCUCUCCGGCUUCAACGUCGCCAACCGCUACCUCAUCGUCCUGUACUACCAGCAAGCCAAGAUGGCCAAGAAGUCCGACACCAAGAAGAAGGAGGAGGAGAUCACGCGUCUGCAGGAGAAGUACGGCAUCUCCACCUCCAAAGAUAAGUAAUUCUUCACAAAGUCGUAAGCUUUAUCGAAUUAGUUUGUCGAAUUUGGGGCUUCUCGAAUCGAACGCUCUUUUCUAAAGUUUGUACGAAUUUGCGAUGGUUGAGAUGGUGUUUGAACUCUGGUUUUGCAUGCUACAUUGUGAACCCAUUUCAAUAGAAACCAAGCAGAAUUAAGUGAUCAA